Messenger RNA from Ruditapes philippinarum (Manila clam), 525 nucleotides. RefSeq lists its product as uncharacterized. Gene Ontology annotation, cellular component: nucleus. Gene Ontology annotation, molecular function: DNA binding. The coding region runs from base 62 to 436 and encodes 124 amino acids. The transcript has 2 exons. The record is from RefSeq and is a predicted model, not a curated record. Lineage: Eukaryota; Metazoa; Mollusca; Bivalvia; Venerida; Veneridae.
AGUUGUCAUAUUGUUAUAUCUGUAUAAAACUUUAUUUUAAGGUCGCACAACAUCUUUCAACAUGCAAAAGGGUCCAUCUGAUGGCUGGUUCCAGCGUUUUAUGUCGAGACACCCGGAUCUUUCUUCAAGGAAGCCGGAAAAUUUGGACAAAGGCCGCAUGUCCAUGUCAAAUUAUAAAGUAGUUGGAGACUACUUCGAAUUUCUGGACGGAAUAUUGGGGAAAUAUGGCAUUAAAAACAAGCCUAGCCAGAUCUUCAAUUGUGACGAAACCGGGUUCACCGGAAAAGAAAUGCCGAGAGCAAAAGUAUUCGGUCCAAAGGGAAAGCAUGUGUUUCGUCAGAAGAUAUCGUCCAGUGACCACAUCACCGCACACCUGUGUGUGUCUGCAAAUGGCAGAUUUCUUCCUUCAAUGAUAAUCUUCCAGGUAAAUAACUAAGUUAGAAAGACGAAGAUGUAGAAGAUUCGUCAUUCCAGUUUUCAUAAAAGUAUUUUAACAAAAGUAAUUAGAUAAUUAAGUUUAUGAAU